Messenger RNA from Mercenaria mercenaria, 3099 nucleotides. RefSeq names its product monocarboxylate transporter 13-like. Gene Ontology annotation, biological process: transmembrane transport; monocarboxylic acid transport. Bases 236 to 1738 code for a protein of 500 amino acids. Gene Ontology annotation, molecular function: monocarboxylic acid transmembrane transporter activity. The transcript is spliced from 4 exons. The record is from RefSeq and is a predicted model, not a curated record. NCBI's taxonomy places the organism in Eukaryota, Metazoa, Mollusca, Bivalvia, Venerida, Veneridae.
GAUUAUUUCUUCUCGUAUGCUCGUUAUUUAUUAUUGUACUUUUAUAUUUAUAACCAUAUGCUUAAGGAAUAUAAGAUACUGGAUUUUACUAUUCCGUGAACGCUUAUCAGAUAAUCAUGUUAGACUAAGUAAAGUAUUAUGUUAUUUUGAUAUAUGGAGGCACCGACUUAUUAGAAACGAGGAAAUUAAAACAUUAGAUUGAUGUAGAUUGUUAACAUUUGUGAAUGUUUUCAAAAUGCGGAUACAAAGAGAUAGCGGCUGGGCUUGGAUUGUACUUGUAUGUGUGAUAUGCAGUCAGAUUAUUCUCGGAGGAGUUUGUAUUUCCGGUGGAAUAUUUUACAUGAUAUUCAUGGACGUGUUUCCCCCUGAUCCGAUUGCUGUUUCUUGGUUAUGCAGCCUUCCAAUAACUCUGUGGUUUAUUUCGUCACCAGUCGGGAGUUAUGUUACUAACAGAUAUGGCUAUCGGGCAUGUGCUUUUAUUGGUGGUGUUAUAGCAGCAACAGGACUGACUCUGAGCUACUUUGCAACCAGUUUAUUGUUCUUGUUCUUUUCUCAUGGUAUACUUACAGGACUUGGGUUUGGUAUCAAUUUUACCGGUUGUAUGGCAACCCUUAACGUAUACUUCGAUAAGUAUAAGACUGUUGCAACUGGAAUAUCUUCUGUUGGACACAAUUUAGGAAUUAUCAUUUAUGCAGAAUUAAUUGUGUUGUUGGAUGACAGCUAUGGUUGGAGAGGGAUGUUUCUCAUACUAGGUGCAAUAACGUUUAACCUGUGCGCAUGUGCAAGUGUUAUGUUUCCAAUGCCUAAUUUAAUACCGCCUGUUACUGUACCAAAUCAUAACUCAACUUUAAGCUUAACAAAACCCGAAAUGCGGAAGCCUGUGAAAAAGAUUAAAAAGAAGUUGAUAAACAUAACCGUAUUUAGAAAAUUAUCUUUCAUCCUUUUUAAUUUUAGCAAUGUAUUUAUUAACAUUGCUCAAGGAAUAUAUAUACUUUAUUUGCCUUCCUAUUCUAAAUACGCAGGGUUCACACAAACCAAUUUCGGGACAGUGCUUGUGGUUAACUCCGUGUCGAAUAUUGUUGGAAAAGCUGUCUUCAGUUUUAUCGGACAUCAUCCGAAAAUAAACUGUACUGUUUUAUACACUGCUUCCCUUGCAGUAAGUGGUGUGGCAAUGGGGCUUACACCUUUAUUCCUGACAAAAACUGGAAUGUUGCUUCUGACAGGAUUUAUUGGAUUUUUUGUUUGUGUAAUAGGAGCUCUUUUGCCUGCGGUUAUUUAUGGAAUCGUUGGCUUUGACAGAUUUGCUGACGGCGUGGGAUUUAGUUUGCCUUUCAAAGCGACUGGCAACUUGAUCGGGGGUCCUCUUGCGGGAAUAUUGCUAGCCUCAACUGGAAGUUACGAGAUAUCAUUCUACAUAGCCGGAGUCAGUAUGGUGUUUUCGCAAGUACUGAUGAUAUAUCCCAUAGUUCAUCAAAAACAAAGACAAAAAGCACAUCAAAAUAAAUACAUAUACACGGUAUAUGAGAUCAGUGUUGAAAACUGUUCAGCAGCUAAUACCUGUAUCAAACCAUUGAAGAGGUCAAAUGGAAUUAGACAAGAAAUAUUAUCCCUGGAGGGAAAUAACGAUGACAUUUUGAAUAAUGUUGCAGAACUGGAUACACUGUUAAAACCUGAAAACAUUUCUUCUAAAGUUGGAGAAAGCAGUAAUGCGAUCAGAAGUGAUGACCUCUUUACAUAGUUCAGCGGCCUUGUAUUGUAUCAUUCGAAAUAUAUCUUUGUAUGAUAUUCAUUAUCUUAAUGCAUGUUUUACUUCUUCACAUAACAACUCAAAAAUAUAAUCAUUUAUGGUCUUCUGUACAAAACCGUCUUUUGUUAGAUUAAUAUUACUUUAGAGCCGCUGUGCAUCAUUGACGUGCGUCAUGUUUUUUUCAGUCUGUGGAAGAUUUAAGUUUGUAUCUUCGCGGGGGCACCAAAGAAAAUAGGGCUAAUCCAAAGAAAUGUUUUUUUUCUCACGCAUUUUAACUGUUGUUUAUUCAAACUUACGUUCAAGGUUUGUAAGUAGUAUUAAUUAUAAAAUUACAGACAAUCAAAUUAAACGUUUUAUCAAUAUAGGAUAAAAAUCAUUAACUUUUUUAUACACAAUCAUUACUACUGACCCAUUUCUGAAAUUUUACGUAUAAGACCAAAUUUUACACAAACAGGUACACAAUUCAGAGUUUGUGUAUAAAGCAGACUCGCAAAUAGAAUUAAAAAUAUAUAUUGCAUCGCAAUGCUGUAUUAUAUUGCUUAAAACAUAAUAUCAAGUUAAUUAUUUUAUUAUAAUAUUUGAAAAUUUUUAUUAAGUUUUGUACGGAAUCAUCAGGCAACGUAUAUAAGAUCAAUACCCAAUACAGUAGGUUAAAUGAUUGGUCAUUGAACUCCGUUUUAUAAGGACAAUUUACGUACAUUACGCUACAGUAGUUAUCGGAUUAUCAAGCAUUUAUUAAACUGAUUAUUUAUAAUUUUAAAAAUGGCCAUUUGUUGUCUUUAAAAUGUUCAUUUAUAGUCUUACACACACAUGUUUAUUUAUAGUCUUACCAGUUUUGCAUUAUAAAUUGUGUAAUGCUAGGAGUUUUACUGUAAAGCAGAUAUUGUGUAACGUUAUAUACUUAGGACGGCCGGCACAUUCUUAUACAAUCUUGCCAGGCAUACGUAUGUUUUUGACAACACAGAAAAUGACGUCAGAUGACCUUCUGGGUUAUUUUUUGCUAAUUUUGAGUCAAUUUUAAGCAAUUUCUAACGUCUUGACAAAAACUGUGUUUUAGCAUGACAUGUCAGUUUUUCAACUACGAAAUGAUAUUUCCACUCGGAAUAAACACAAAUCCCCAGUGGUCCGUAACGGAGCAAGUGUAUAUGGAGACCUUUGAUAUUGUCUGAAAGUGUCAGUAUAUGCCUUGGAUGCCAGAUAUUUCUGUAUUUGAGAGCUACAGACCUAGAAAUAGUUUCAAAAUGAAUUUCGUGUAAUAAAUGUUGAUUGUAGGGAAGUGUUAAAGGACCAUCAGACGCAAAUAUGUUUUGUUACGAAGGGUAUGAUACGAAGUAAAUAUCAUAUGUGAACUA